Molecule: messenger RNA, 1665 nt
Organism: Malassezia sympodialis ATCC 42132
Lineage: Eukaryota; Fungi; Basidiomycota; Malasseziomycetes; Malasseziales; Malasseziaceae
Biological process (GO): peptidyl-arginine methylation, to asymmetrical-dimethyl arginine; chromatin remodeling
Cellular component (GO): nucleus
Molecular function (GO): histone methyltransferase activity; protein-arginine N-methyltransferase activity
Source: RefSeq, a predicted model, not a curated record
AUGUCUCUGGACCCGCAGGGCGCCCCCGAGCGCGCGGAGGAGCAGGAGCUAUGGGCCCGUGAGGACAACAACUUUGAUGGGUGGGACGAAGAAGAUGUGCCAACGCGCGCCCUCUUCCCCGACGACGCAGCUACCUUUCCCAACGCGGAAGCCGCGCUGCAGCACGCCGCAGAGCAGGGGUGCGAUCUGCGGCAGCUCGUCGCGCGCCUCGAGCUCGACACGCUGCAGGUGAUCCGGCUCAUCAACUACAUCCGGCGCCCGUCGACGCAGCCGCGCGCGACGCCGGCGUCUAUUAUGCAGCUCACCGGCCACGAGCCGUUCUUGCGCGACGACGCGGAGCUGCAGCCGGUGCCCGGGUACGAGAACGACGGGCUCUUGCAGCUGGACCUCGCCGACGAGGCCACGGGUCAGGAUACGCAGGCCGAGCUUGCGAUGCUGCGCCAGGCGUACAAGGAGCUGCGCCUUCAAUACGCGGCCCGCCUGGGCAUCACGUCCGCCGACGCCGCGGACACGACGCCGGCCGUGGCACGUGCGCCCACGGGCGUCGACAAGCUGUACUUCGACAGCUAUGCAGGGCAUGACAUCCACCAGACGAUGAUUGCCGACUCGGUGCGCACGCUCUCGUACGCCAAGUUCAUCCUGUCGCCGGCGAAUGCCCACCUGAUCCGCGGCAAGACGGUGAUGGACGUGGGUUGCGGCUCGGGCAUCCUCAGUCUCUUUUGCGCACGCGCCGGCGCCAAGCAUGUACUGGCCAUUGACGCCAGCGACGUGGCUGAGCGCGCCAAGGCGAAUGUCGAGGAGAAUGGGUUCACGCACGUCGUGCGUGUGUUCCGCGGCAAGAUGGAGGAACUCGAUGACGUCCUCGCGCCGUGGGUCGGCCAGGUCGAUCUCAUCGUGAGCGAGUGGAUGGGCUACUUUUUGCUGUACGAGUCGAUGCUGCCGUCUGUGCUGUAUGCGCGCGACCGGUACCUGAAGCCUGACGGCAUCCUCGCGCCAUCGCACUCUCGCAUGGUGCUGGCGGCUGCCACCGACAAGGGCGUGCUAUGUGAGCGUCUGCGCUUCUGGGACCAGGUGUAUGGCUUCCGCAUGCCGAGCAUGACGCAGGGCCUCGCGGACGAGGCCGCGACCGAAGACGUCGAAGCGGCCUCGAUCGUCAGUGCGCCAGCGACGCUGUGCGACCUCCCUCUCGAGUCGCUGCCCGCGCGGCAGCCCGAGUUCGCCACACCGUUCCGGCUGACGAUCCACGAGCCAUGCACGGUGCACGGUCUGGUGUCGUGGUUCGACACGUGGUUUGCGCCGCGUGCACACGUGCCGUUUGACGAGCUGCCGCCUGUGCGGACGCCGCCCGUGCAGCCGGACGAAGUGCGCGGCCUUGACUUGCAGCGCAACGAAGUUGUGCCCGAGAGCGAGUCGACGCCGGGCGAGGUCGUCUCGUUCACCACGUCGCCGUUCGGCAAGCCGACGCACUGGAAGCAGACCAUCUUCUUGCUCAAGACGCCCGUGGAGGCGCAGGCAGGCACCACGAUCGAUGGCGAGAUGCGCGUGUAUGCGUCGAAAACGAACGAGCGUGAGCUCGACGUUGAACUACACUAUGGCGUCGACGAGCGGCCGGCCGGCACAAAGCGCGUGGCGACGCGUCUGAUCCAGGUGUACUCGGUGCGCUAA